CCUUAAUCUUGACCCAACAUAACCUAUAUUUUUUUGAAUUAUUUAAAUCGACAUAAUAUCCCUCGAACUUAAGCAUUACUUUGCUAAAAAAUAAAAAUUAAAUAUGCCUUGCCUAUUCCAAUCUGUUUUGAGGCAUAAAAGGACAGUUCAAAGCAGCCUCUGCAGAAGACAAUUUUUUAUUUCUAACACCUGCCAGAAUAAGGAUGAAGAUACAAAACCUCAGGAAUCUCCUUUAAAAAGACUAUUAAAUGAUUCUGCUUCCUUUGACGAUGCUAAACCAAAGAACCCAGAACAACAGUGGGCUACAACACCUUAUCCGCAAGGUACUAAAACCAAGGUGCAAGAUGAAUAUCUCCCUAAUAAAAAAGAUCCGAGAGACAGUUCAAUCUUACUCUUCCCUGGACAAGGUAGUCAGUAUGUAGGGAUGGCAAAAGAUCUUUUAAAGUUUCCAAUGGCGAAGGAUCUCUUCGAUCUCUCCAGUUACAUUUUAAAGUAUGAUUUGUUAAAACUAUGUUUGGAGGGCCCUAAAGCCAAACUGGAUGAAACCAGGUAUAGUCAGCCUGCUAUCAUGGUUUCUUCAUUAGCAGCAAUUGAACGACUUAAAGAAGAAAGGCCAAAUGCAAUUAGUGUGUGUGUUGGAACAGCGGGGUUUAGUAUAGGAGAAAUUACUGCUUUAGUAUUUGCCGGUGCUAUUGAGUUUGAAAAAGGUCUAAAAUUAGUUCAAAUAAGAGCAGAAGCAAUGCAACUAGCCAGUGAAAAAUAUAAAGGUGGCAUGUUAACAAUAUUUUAUGGUCCGGACAGUAAAGUAGGGUAUGCUUGCAAGCAAGCAAAAGAAUGGGCAGUGGACAAAGGAGAUCCAAUACCGGAAUGUAAAAUUAGCAACUACCUUUAUCCACAUUGCAAAGUUGUUGCUGGAAGUGAGUCAGCAAUUGACUUCCUAGAAAAAAAUUACAAGGAAUAUGCCAUAAGGCGAGUUAAGAGGUUACCUGUUAGUGGAGCAUUUCACUCACAUCUAAUGCAGAUGGCUGUAGAGCCUUUUAGAAAAGCACUGAAUAAAAUAGAUAUAAGAGAUCCUUUAGUUCCUGUCUAUUCAAAUGUGAAUGGUAAAAAAUAUAGCAAUGCUGAGCACAUUAGAAGGCUGUUGCCAAAACAGAUUGUAAAACCUGUAAAAUGGGAGCAAAUAAUCCACACAGUAUAUGAAAGGAAACAGGAUGAUUACUUUCCCAACACUUUUGAGUGUGGACCGGGGCAAAGCUUAAAAACCAUUUUAAAGCAAGUGAAUGCCAAAGCGUGGGAUCACUGUCAUAGUAUAGAGGCAUAACAUUAUGUAUGUAAGUUCAAAAUAUUGUAUUUCUUUUGUAUUAUAGCUUCUAAUUUUUCAUUUUAAAUAUAAUAUUAAUUUUUAA
Molecule: messenger RNA, 1406 nt
Organism: Anthonomus grandis grandis
Lineage: Eukaryota; Metazoa; Arthropoda; Insecta; Coleoptera; Curculionidae
Gene: beg
Product: probable malonyl-CoA-acyl carrier protein transacylase, mitochondrial
Exons: 5
Coding region: 104-1321 (405 amino acids)
Molecular function (GO): transferase activity
Source: RefSeq, a predicted model, not a curated record